Messenger RNA from Camellia sinensis, 2535 nucleotides. RefSeq lists its product as uncharacterized. Gene Ontology annotation, molecular function: protein binding. Lineage: Eukaryota; Viridiplantae; Streptophyta; Magnoliopsida; Ericales; Theaceae. The record is from RefSeq and is a predicted model, not a curated record.
UUCUCUCUCUCUCUCUCUCUCUCUCUCGUCCAAGACGGAGCAAAGCACCACCCUAUAUAAUAUAUAUGGACCCACCGCCACCUGCUCCGCCACUCUCCGCCGCCGCACCAACGAACUUCAGCUACCCCGACUCAGUCGAAUCGUCCCCUCGCUCCCGCAACACCGAUUCCUGGGACGACCACCAGCACUCGCCGGCCGUCCCCGUCUCCGGCGGCGGCGGUGCGAAGCUCCGCCUGAUGUGCAGCUACGGCGGCCACAUAGUUCCCCGGCCUCACGACAAGUCCCUCUGCUACGCCGGGGGCGACACCCGCAUCAUCGUCUCCGACCGGCACUCUUCCCUCUCCGACCUCACUCAGCGCCUCUCGAAAACCCUCCUCGAUGGCCGAUCCUUCACUCUCAAGUACCAGCUUCCAAACGAAGACCUCGAUUCCUUGAUCUCCGUCAGCACCGACGAGGACCUCGAGAAUAUGAUCGAAGAGUACGACCGCCUCACCCUGAAAUCCUCCCGCCUCCGCCUCUUUCUUUUUCCUUCGAAAUCCGAUUCGGGUUCCUCAAUUGGGUCCCUCUCUCUCCUCGAGAACUCCACCAAGUCCGAGGACUGGUUUCUGAGCGCACUCAAUGGCUCCGCAAGAGGCUUCUCUGAAUCGGCCUCGGUGAAUUGCUUACUGGGUCUCGACGACGACAUUGCGAUCAAUGCUGCCACGGACUCAUCGUCGGUGAAAGAGUUGGACUCAUCAGCAUCACAGCUCGAAUCGAAUUUCGGCAAUGUCAAGGGAGUGAAUAGUAAUAAUAAUACCAAUAAACAAGUCGCACAGGAUGUUCAUUCGGUGCCCGAUUCGCCUAUGUUGGAUACCAUGUCUUCGUUCGGGUCGUCUGCUUCGUCGCCGUCGCUAGCGAACUUGCCGCCGAUUCGGGUUCACGCGGAGGAUCAGAGGGCGGCGCUGGGCGGAAUUGAGGAGCAAUUCUCUCAGUUGAGUGUUGGUGUUGGUGUUGGUGUUGGUGUGCAGAAGCAAGAUGAUGGUGGCUUUUCAGUUCUGACCACUUCUCCGGCGCCGGCGAUGGCUCUGGGUUCUGCUGGGAUUCAUGGUGAGUACUCGAAUCGGGUUUUGUUCGAGGAUGAAAGAUCAGAACAGGGAUUGCCAGUUGGGUAUCGAAAGCCACCACAAUCACAGCCUCUACAAUUGCAGUCCAAACCAACUGCUGGUGUUGAUUUGGCUUCUCCAGAUUCAGUUUCAAGUGAUAAUAGUACAACAUCAAACACAUUGUCUCGCCAAAGAGCGAUGAUUUAUCAAGAUCCAGUUAUUCAAAAUCCCUCUGGGAACAGCAGGGUUGCCGUCUACCCUGCUGAUCCCAAGUUAUCUGAUCCAAACUCUAGGGUUCAGAUGCAACAAGUUCAAGAUUCUUCAUUUGUAUUGCAAAACCUAAUUGAUCAACAACAACUAUUGAACCAUCAUCAUCAACAACAACAACAAUUGAAUCAUCAACAACAACAACAGCACCAACAACAACAACAGCAGCAACUGAAUCAUCAACAGCAGCAGCAACAACAACAGCAGCAACUGAAUCAUCAACAGCAGCAACAACAACAACAGCAGCAAUUGAAUCAUCAACAUCAACAACAACAAUUCAUUCAGGCCGGGGCUCAUUACAUUCAACAUCACCCUCCUGGGGCAAUGCCAAUCUCAUCUUUCUACCCCAUGUACCCUCCCCAACAACAGCCCCUCCAUCCCCAACACUCUCUGGAUCAGCAAUACCCUGUGUUUUAUAUGCCUGCUAGACAAGCUCAAGCUUAUAACUUGCCUGUCCAUCAAUCAAAUUAUAGCGAAACCGCCGCAAGCAUCCCUUCUAGCCGGCCCCAAACACCUCCACCUCCUUCCAUAAUCCCUCCCUCUGCUGCUUACAGUGCUGCCCGAAUCGCUCCUCCUCCUAAACCCGAAAUGGCCACAGGCAUGUACAGAACAUCAACUGUGGCUGGUCAAGCACUUUCUAGUCAGCAUCAGCCGCAAUAUGUUGGUUUCUCUCAGAUUCAUCAUCCCUCUCAAUCUAUUGCCCCUAAUUCAGCAACUACUACUAAUUAUGGUUAUGAAUUUGCGGAUCCUGCACAUGCCCAAUUGUAUUAUGCUCAGCCUAUGGCUUCCCAGUUGGCUGCUCAAUAUCAAACCAUGGCAUCGAACCCUGCAGUGGUGUUGCCUGAAACUUCUGCCCAACUUCCCGCAGACAAUGUCAAGCAGCAAAUUAGGACUUCACAGCCAUGAUAGGUGAGUUGAGUUGGGAAGGAAGAAACAAUUUUGCAGCAAUGGGUGUGGUUUAUGUUUGAAUUUUCUAUUAUAGUCUGUGUCUUGUUAUUGGUAUUGGUUUGUGCUUGUGUAUUUGCGAUUGGUAAUAAGAAACUCAGGUUUUUAUUAAUUAUUGUUGUCGUCUUUGUGAAAUAGAAUGAAAUUCGUCUGAGAUCAUACUGUAAAAGCUCCAACUCAUAUAUAUUGAGUCUGUUCAGUCUUUCAUCACUUUCGAAUAAAAUGUAAUAUAUUCUAGCUA